Camellia sinensis is the source of this 714-nucleotide messenger RNA. NCBI's taxonomy places the organism in Eukaryota, Viridiplantae, Streptophyta, Magnoliopsida, Ericales, Theaceae. The record is from RefSeq and is a predicted model, not a curated record.
AUGGUAUCAAAGUCGCUCUCCACACUAUGCUGCUCUGGUUCGCAUUUUGCGCUAUCUCAAAGGAACUUUGGUUUUUCUUCCAGUGCCCAUGAUUUUGCCUUGUUUAUCCGUAAGACGGAGUGCAGUACUAUUCUCCUUCUCCUCUACGUGGAUGAUAUGAUUAUCACUAGAGAUGACAUAGUGGGUAUUUCUAGUCUCAAACAGUUUCUCCAUCGCCAGUUUGAGAUGAAAGAUUUGGGUGCACUUAGCUACUUCCUUGGCUUGGAAAUUUCUCAAGAUUCCUCUGGUUAUUUUCUUACUCAGGCCAAGUAUACUUCUGAUCUUUUGGCUCCUGCUAGCCUUUCCGAUUGCAAGACUGUCCUUACUCCAGUUGAUCCUCAGACUCGUCUUACACCUCUUGACGGCCCCCUAUUUCAAUUUAUCGCUGUUCCUCGCUCUCCACACUAUGCUGCUCUGGUUCGUAUUUUGCGCUAUCUCAAAGGAACUUUGUUUCAUGGUCUUCACUAUUCCCCUCACUCUUCUCUACAGCUGCAUGCCUUUUCUGAUGCCGAUUGGGCAGGGGAUCCUACCGAUCGUCGUUCCACUACUGGGUUCUGCUUCUUCUUGGCUGCCACUAAUCUUUAUUGUGACAAUCAAAGUGCUAUUCAGAUUGCCCAUAACGAUGUAUUCCAUGAUCGCACCAAGCAUAUUGAGAUCGAUUGCCACUUCAUAUGA